Messenger RNA from Myripristis murdjan (pinecone soldierfish), 5801 nucleotides. It is a transcript of the gene togaram1, whose product is annotated as TOG array regulator of axonemal microtubules 1. Gene Ontology annotation, molecular function: microtubule binding. The transcript is spliced from 24 exons. Gene Ontology annotation, cellular component: cytoplasmic microtubule; cilium. Lineage: Eukaryota; Metazoa; Chordata; Actinopteri; Holocentriformes; Holocentridae. The record is from RefSeq and is a predicted model, not a curated record. Bases 165 to 4757 code for a protein of 1530 amino acids. Gene Ontology annotation, biological process: microtubule cytoskeleton organization.
CCAUUUUGCUGCCUCGGUAGAACAGGAGCCGCCGGAGCAUGUCAUGGAAAUUUUGACGACGUAUUUACUCUGGUCGAGCGUCACCGAAGGAGCACUUGAGGGAAUGCGAGGAAUGCAUUUCUGCAUCGCCAGCCACUCGGGAUGGAGCCUCGGAGGAAAGAAGGAUGUUGUUAUCCUCACUGGAUUGUGUUUACGCCUUUGAUUUCUCAAGUUUGACAACAUCCUCAAGACCAUCAAUGAUGAUACUUGGAUUGAUCUCCCAGGAGUUACACGAGCAGUUGCUGGACCUGAAGAAUUACCAAAAUCGCACAAAUGGGGUAGAAGAACUUAAACACGUCCUCUCAGAAUUGGACAUGAAGUUAGUACCAUCUGACAGUAUUGAGGAGUUCAUCAAUUUUCUCCCGAGGCUUCUUGAUGACAGCAAUUUUAAAGUAUUGUAUGGCACCUUACAAGUCAUAAACUUACUCAUACAGAGGCUAGAUUCCCAUGUAGACAGAUAUUUCAAGCAAAUAGCUUUUGUGGCUCUGAAGGCCCUAGGGGACACUCACACGGUCACCAGGACUGAAUACAUGAACGUGUUUCGACAGCUAAUGAAAAUUGUGGGGCCUCAACAAGUGUUGGAUCUUGUAAUUGGAAACCUGAAACACAAGAAUUCAAGGGUUCGAGAAGACGUCCUUAAUAUCAUCAUGGCAGCUAUGCUCACUCAUCCCAGGAAGGAGUUCAACAUCCCUAAACUCUGUUUUGAAGUUGCACCAUAUCUGGCAGACAGCAAAAGGAAGGUCCGCCAUGCAGCCCUUGAGCUAGUUGCAGUUUUUGACCAUUGCCUUGAUACAGGAAAAAAGCAGCCACUGAUGAAAGCUGUGGACAUGGUGGAGCUCAAUGAGGAUGUGGAAGGCCUUAUGGCAGCUGUGCAGGCAAGACGAGCAAGACGCAUCCUUCCUAAACUUUCCUCAGAGGGGAUGGUGGAGUAUGCCUUGGUGCUGCCCAAACCAGGACAGCGGUGCUCCCCACAGUCUGGUUCUGGAGCUGACAUAGACUGGGUGCUCAGUGGAGGGCGGAUAAGCAGUGCCAGGAGCCACCGAACUGAACCAGGCUCUGAUCGGUUGUAUGGUUAUGGCAGCUUAGGCUCCCUCACUGAUGACUUUCCACUUCAGAGGAGGAUUGUCAGUGCAGGUAAAGGGAAGAACAAGCUACCCUGGGAGAUGUCAAGCCGCUCAUCCACUGAAAGUGACCAGUCAUGCAGCGCCCCCAAUGGAAAAUGCUCUGACCAGGUGGCCAGUGAAGACUGCCUCUCCCAGUCCAGGAAGCUGAGUCCAGAGACUUACAUUCCCAGUUUUGGUUCUGCUGAGGUGCAAAAGCCCCCAUCCAGGAGGAGGGAGUCCCCUGUGCGCCUCAGGAGAAGUGGAAGUCUCGACUUAGACCCUGAGAUAUUUAAAACCAACUUCUCUGACCCAGAUGGUGUGGCAUCAAAGGCGCGCAUUCUCUCUGGGAACCCCAGCGUUGAGCGCACCUUUUCCCUACCCUCUAACCCCACCACAGCUGGCUCCUUUCUACUGCCUUCUUAUCCAUUUUCUCCACUCCGAGGAGGCCUGCUCACUCCUACGCUGUCCCGCCGUCGAGCAGACUCCUCACUCUCUAUGUCCAACACCUGGCCAAACAAGAGAGAGAGUAGCCCUCAACAGCGAGAGCCCAGCCCCUGGAGAGACAACACAGGGGACCAGAUUUCUAACAAAAGCUCUCCCAGACCUCUUCGAGCAUCCCUGGUGAGUUCCUCCUCCACUUCGUCGUUCCGCCGGGCUCUGAGCAACACAAGGGCAAACCUCCCUGUGUCACCAGUUCUCCCUUCAUCGGAGCGGGUCCAGUCUCAUAAUGGCCAGAAUAACAGAGCUCCUGCCAGCCCCCAGAACAAGCACCUAGAGAGGAACAUUGAUCUGGAUCUCAUGAGCAUCAGCACAGUGCAAGAUCUUCAAGAUGAUGAGCCUCUAGAUGUGGAGGAGAUGCUGAACUCCCUCCGCUCAUUGCGCAACAGCGCUGCCAAAAAGAGGGCCAAAGUGAGCCUUAGCAGUUCAGAGCCGGAUCCAGACAGCCCUGACUCAGCCGUGAAGCUUGAGCUGGGUCUUGACUCACCUUCUCACACCUCCCCCAUCCUAACCAGUCCAGUCAGCGAGAGUGGCCUUUCCAGUUUGCACUCACCCCCCAACUUCACCCUCAAUGGCAUCAAAACUAGUCCUGGAAACUCUGCCUCUUCAGCAGCGAAGCCUCGCAUUGCAAGAGUGCCUUCUGCAAAACUGAGGUCUUCUGUGUCCAUGGACUUCAGCAGUCCUCAAGGAUUGUCUCAGAGAGACAAGCCCCCAUCUGAGGUGGGUGUGAUUGGCCAGAGAGUCUCCUACCCCAACAGAACAAUUAAAACUGAGGAGGAGAGUUGGACAAGAGAGCCCUCCUCUCCCCCAGUCAAACCAACCUCCCGUGAACCAAUGAGAGCUCUGAAGCCAGCCAAAGGGUCACAGAGUUACAGCAGCAGGAACUCCCCAGGCACAGACAUAUCUGAAGGAGUUGUUGGCAGAGGUGUAUUUGGUUCUGCAGUUUUGUCCAGCCGUCCUGGCAUUGCAUCAUUUGAGCAGGGUCAUGUGGUGGUUAAACCCCCGAGCGAUCCCCUAGAGGGCAUCUAUGGCCAUGCCGUGUCUGGUUGUUCAUUCUCCAGUGGUGACAGCCCACGUCCAGAGGAGGAGAGGGUUAAAAAUGCAAGGUUUAGCCGGGACAAGCUGCGCCUCCAGCGUCUGGAUCAGCCAGAAGGGCAGUUUGGUCAGUUUGGUCAGGUGGACAAUGCACGAGAGGAGAUUCGCCACCGCGUCAGACAGAUGCUGUCUGAGGCACCCACAGAGGAGAAUACAGUAUUAGGCAACAAAGAUAUGCAUCUGAAUGGUGACGCAGUGACCUCCACCAAGGCAGACCCUCCCGUUGGCGAAUCUCCCAUCAGCUCCACCAGUCCUAUCAGCCCCCCAGGACCUCAGAGUCCCGUUAAGUGCUUUACUCCGCCCCACCAGCCUAGCCCACCCACAGUGCCCCCCAACCCCAAAACCUCGUCCCGCCUCAGGAGGGCCCCUAGCCUCAGCAGGACCCGACCUUCACUCUCCCAUAGCUCAGAUGAAUUGUCCCCUGGCACUCCCAGUCAGAAGAAAGAUCCAUCAGAGUCUCCAGAGCUCCGUCCAUUUUCCAAACCCGACCUGGCGCUGACGCAGAGCUUCAAACUUCUCAGUUCAGAUGACUGGGAGAAGAAGAUUGAGGGUCUGACCCUCCUGCGUUGUCUGGCCCAUUACCACUCGGACACACUUCACAGCAGGCUCCAUGAUGUGUGCCUGUCUCUCAUACAAGAGGUGAAGAACCUGCGGUCGGGUGUCUCGAGGGUCGCAGUGUGCACACUGGGCGAUCUAUACAGCCACCUGCAGAAGGCAAUGGACCAGGAGCUGGAGGGGACAGCCAAGGCCCUGCUGCAGAAGGCCGGGGAGAGCAACGCCUUUAUCAGGCAGGAUGUGGAUGCAGCACUGGACUGCAUGGUGCAACACUGCACCCUCACCCGCAGCAUCAAUGCCCUGCUCACUGGAGGACUCAGUCAUCUAAACCCGGUGGUGAGGAAAUGCACAGCCCAGCACCUGGCCAAUCUGGUUGAGAAGGUUGGCGCUGCCCGUCUUUUGUCUGGAGGGAAAGAUCUCACUGACAGAAUUCUACCUGCCAUCAUCAAGCUGGCACAGGACUCCUCACAAGAAGCAAGGUACUUUGGGCGGCGGAUGCUGCUGUCUCUGUCAUCUCACCGUGACUUUGACAAGAUCCUAGAGAAAUAUGUCCCCACCAAAGACCUAGCGACUGUCAGAGACACCGUCUUCACGCUCAAGACUAAGGGUCUUGGUGAGAUGCCCCAAGACACCCCAUCAGCCAGGGGCAGACGUUCCCUCCCAGGCAGUGGCACAGUUAGAGCCUCAUCUCUCACCAGAGAGCCACUCAACCAGACCACCAGGGAGUCCAGUAGUCAGUACAGCUGCAGAUCUCAGGUACACAGUAUUGCAGACAAGACCGAAUACAUCAAGCAGAUCUCCUCUCUGCUGGGCUCAAAGGACUUCAGAGAGCGGAUCAAGGGAAUCGACCAGCUAGUGUCCGACUGCCAGCACAACCCCAGUAUGAUCAUCAAUAGUUUAUUUCCGGUGUUUGAUGCCUUCAAGGCCAGGCUGCAGGAGUCCAACAGCAAGGUCAACCUGCAUGCCCUGGAGUCUCUACAGAAAAUCAUCAGCUUGAUGAAGGACAGCCUUUCCCAGGUGGUCAACAUCCUGGUCCCAGCUAUCGUGGACAAUCACCUCAACUCCAAGAACAACAACAUCUACACCGCUGCUAUUGGAGCCAUUAACGCACUUAUCCUAAAUCUUGAUAAUGUACUCCUCCUCCAGCCUUUCUGCACGAAGGCCCAGUUCUUAACUGGAAAAGCAAAGGUGGAUCUUAUAGAAAAGGUUGCAGAUCUUGUGACAGACCUCUACCCUCGCAAGCCCCAGAUGGUGGAGCAAAAAGUCUUGCCUUUGCUGUGGCACCUGUUGGGCACCUCCAGCCACAGCGGUACUAUUCACGGCCGGGGCGGCAGCGUCCGGGGGGCCACCGCCAACCUGUGCCAAGCCCUUUAUGCCCAAAUGGGGCCCAGCCUGGCCGAGUCCGCUGCCUCCCAGGAUGCCAAUGUCCACAGGGGGCUCAAUGAAUUACUGAGGACCCUGUCCUAACCCUGAGAAAUUAAGAUAAAAUCCAAAGGCAACCAAACGCUGGAAGAGAAGAACACUAACACUGACUUUACUUGAAGACAGAGAUGUUGUACAUUUCUAAUAGUGCCUGCACUUUUAUAUCAUUAAAGAAAAAGUCCUUAAAAAUUAUGAGCUCUUAACUCAGUCCUUAUCUCAGCGACAUUUCCUCUGGUUCAGAUGCAUGGGCAAACAUUGGCAUCAGGUCUCACAUCUACUCAACAACCUGCUCUCUUUGCACUUUGAAAAGGUAGCUCAUCAUCAUGAUAGACAUGAGUUUUACAUUGUACCGUCCUAUGAUUGUCAUUGCUGUUUUUGUUUAAGAAUCUAAACAUACGUACUGUAGACAAAUCAGACACUAUUGCAGAAUGUAACAUUGAAAUGCACAAAAAGAUGAGGAGGCAAGGGACCUGAAAGGUGUAUAUUUUUGCUGUUUCAUCAAAUGUGAUAUUUUUAAAAUGUGUCUUACAUAGGUGUUUUGAAAAAAUGUGCGUUGAGAUUAACUGAUAUUACAAAAUACUUUUGUACAGUUCAAAUGUGUAAUUGCACAGUAUUAGCCUAAUCGAAUCGAAUGCUGUAUGAUGUUACAGUAUAUAAUUUAUCUAUUGUGUAACGUUACGGUUUGAAAGUCAUAUUGUAAGAAAUAUGUUAAUAAUGUGCUGAGUUAAUACCAUCCCUUUUCUGCAUGACCAAAAGUUACUGACAGGGGAUCAGAAUGUUAAUAUUUUUGUUAAAGAGAUAUCUAUGUACACUGAUGCCUAAAUCAGGAUUGGGUUUGAUCUAAUUCUUCAGGACGGGUUUAACAUGGAAAGGAUUUAGCUUUACACUGAUGGUUUAUUGAGAAAUGGUGACGCCCAAAUCUGUGAUUCUGUCUCAGUAUAGUGCCAGUCUUUAAGUAGCCUUUUCACUCUAUUGUUAAAUUAUAUUGAACUUGUCUGUGAAUAAGAGCAAAGACAGAUUGAUAUAUAAAUAAAGUGUUUUAUUUCUGUAAAAAUAGCUUUUGGUUGCCUCAUUUAAACCACAACUAUC